Malus domestica (apple) is the source of this 714-nucleotide messenger RNA. Lineage: Eukaryota; Viridiplantae; Streptophyta; Magnoliopsida; Rosales; Rosaceae. The record is from RefSeq and is a predicted model, not a curated record.
AUGAUCAAGCAGAUGAGAUUUGAGGACACGAGCCAUGUUAUUGACGUGCAUUCGAAGAUCAACCACAUCAACAUCUUGAACUUAGAGGCGGUUUCUUACGGCGAAAAUCACAUGUCAUGGUCUUAUCUAGUUUUCGAGUUUCCGAGCAAUGGCUGCUUGAGGGGCUGCUUGUCUAGUCCAUCUAGUCCUAUCAAGUGGCAUUGGCGAACACAAAUAGCUUUCGAUAUUGCAACUGGACUACACUACUUACACUGUUGUACUUUCCCUUCUUGUGCUCACCUAGGCAUAAACACUAGAAACAUUUUUGUGACAGCAAAUUGGAGGGCAAAGCUUUCGAACAUUGGAACCAUAUCGGCUGAGGGAUUUUCGGAAGGAAAUGACAAAGGAUGGGUUGCACCAGAGUACCUUCUACACCGAUCAGCUUCUGAGAAGGUGGAUAUUUUUGCAUUUGGAGUUGUUUUGCUUGAGCUCAUCUCAGCAAGAGAGGACAUUGAUGGGAAGUCGUUUAAAGAGUCCAUCAAAUUUUUGGGAGGGGGUGCUAGCGAAGGCGGUUUCCUCGAACAACUUAGGAGCUUCAUGGAUCCACAGUUGGAGGAUUAUCCUCUUGCAGAGGCCUUAUGCUUAGCUGUUUUAGCGAAGGCCUGUGUGGAGGACGAUCCUCUCCAUCGGCCAUCCAUCGAUGACAUCAUGAAAGUGCUCGCAAGAAUGGUAUGA